Molecule: messenger RNA, 2344 nt
Organism: Neltuma alba
Lineage: Eukaryota; Viridiplantae; Streptophyta; Magnoliopsida; Fabales; Fabaceae
Product: high affinity sulfate transporter 2-like
Exons: 16
Coding region: 231-2087 (618 amino acids)
Biological process (GO): sulfate transmembrane transport
Cellular component (GO): membrane
Molecular function (GO): secondary active sulfate transmembrane transporter activity
Source: RefSeq, a predicted model, not a curated record
CUGCAGUUGAUAGAUGAAUCGCCGAUUGUUGAUUUUGCGUCACUGACUCUGAUUACUUUGGGGAAUGGUUAUUGGGAGUCGAUGAGGAUGGAUUGGACUAACAGUGCUGGGAAUUCAUGCCUGUAUUUUGGUGAAAUAUCCUCCUCCAGGUUCAUAAUUCACAGGAUAUAGGGCGAACUAGUUGGGUACUCUACUGUUCAUCAUCUGGUUAUUGCUAGUCUUUGGCAAUAAUGAGUCACCGAAUCAGCGAUGAGGUGAUAGAAAGGGUUACAGAGGAAAUCAGAAGUGGGCAUUCCUCUCGUCGACAUGACAGGGCUUUGCCACAUAUCCACAAGGUGGGUACUCCUCCUAAGCAAAAUGUUCUCAAAGAGAUCAAAGAAACUGCAAUGGAAACUUUCUUCGCAGACAAGCCCCUAAGCCACUUUAAGGGCCAACCUGCAUCGAGAAAGUUGGUUCUUGGCCUGCAAGCAGUGUUCCCCAUCCUUCAAUGGGGAAGAGGUUACGAUCUUAGUAAAUUUAAAGGGGAUCUCGUUGCUGGACUUACCAUUGCAAGUCUCUGUAUUCCUCAGGAUAUUGCAUAUGCAAAGCUUGCAAAUUUGAAGCCACAGUAUGGACUCUACUCCAGCUUUGUGGCUCCUCUUAUCUAUGCUUUUAUGGGAAGCUCAAGAGAUAUAGCCAUAGGACCAGUGGCUGUGGUAUCCCUUUUGCUUGGAACUAUGCUGACGGAUCAGAUCAGUGACUUUGAAAGUCAUGACUAUCUUCGUCUUGCAUUCACUGCCACCUUUUUUGCUGGAAUCACUCAAAUGGCACUUGGAUUUCUCAGGCUUGGUUUCCUGAUUGACUUCUUGUCUCACGCUGCCAUUGUGGGAUUCAUGGCCGGAGCUGCCAUUACUAUAGCCUUGCAACAGCUUAAAGGAUUGCUUGGCAUAAAAAACUUCACCAAGAAAAGUGACAUAAUUUCUGUCAUGCGCUCAGUUUGGACUAACGUGCACCAUGGGUGGAAUUGGCAGACGAUAGUCAUUGGGUUAGCAUUCUUGGCUUUCCUCCUUACAGCCAAGUACCUGGCUAAAAAGAAUAAGAAACUGUUUUGGCUAUCUGCACUUGCUCCUUUGGCGUCUGUUAUAGUGUCCACCUUUUUUGUUUACAUCACCCGUGCAGACAAGGAAGGCGUUGCAAUUGUGACACACAUAGAGAAGGGAGUGAAUCCAAUAUCUGCCGGUGAUAUUUUCUUCAGUGGAAAAUAUCUUGGCCCUGGUAUUCAGAUUGGCGUGAUAGCUGGUUUGAUUGCACUCACAGAAGCUGUGGCAAUUGGGAGAACAUUUGCUGCCAUGAAAGAUUAUUCAGUUGAUGGUAACAGAGAAAUGGUGGCCAUGGGAACAAUGAAUCUUAUUGGUUCACUGACAUCUUGUUAUGUAUCCACAGGAUCUUUUUCACGCUCAGCAGUGAACUACAUGGCUGGCUGUCAAACUGCUGUGUCAAACAUCGUUAUGUCCAUCGUUGUGUUAUUAACCUUAGUGUUCAUUACACCACUGUUUAAGUACACCCCAAAUGCAGUGCUUGCUUCUAUUAUAAUAGUAGCUGUGAUAGGCCUCAUUGACAUUGAUGCAGUCGUUCUGCUAUGGAAGAUUGACAAGUUUGAUUUUCUAGCCUGCAUGGGAGCCUUCUUUGGCGUGAUUUUCAAAAAUGUUGAGAUUGGCCUUCUUAUCGCGGUGGUCAUAUCCUUUGCUAAAAUCCUUUUACAAGUGACAAGGCCGAGGACAGUAGCACUUGGGAAGCUUCCAGGGACCAAGGUAUACAGGAACAUCUAUCAAUACCCAAGUGCUAGACAGAUCCCCGGAAUGCUAAUUAUUAGAGUUGACUCUGCAAUCUACUUCUCAAACUCUAAUUAUAUCAAGGACAGAAUUCUGAGAUGGCUGCAAGAUGAAGAUGAAGGAAGGAAAGAAAGUAGUUUUCCCACAAUAGAAUAUCUGAUUGUUGAAAUGUCACCUGUUACUGACAUUGACACUAGUGGCAUCCACGCCUUUGAAGAUCUAUACAAGAGCCUACAGAAAAGAGGGGUCCAGGUAAUACAUACUUUCUGUUCUUGAAGAUUUAACUGCUUAACUCUAUCUAUAAUGAUCUUAUGCACUUUAAAUGAUUAGAUAACACUAUCUCUAGGUUUGUCAUUCAAUAGCUUGAGUUUUAGGAUGAAUUAAUUAAAUUGAUAUUAGAUCAAGGAUCAAGCCCAGGAGGCACAUAUAAAUAUGUUGUGCCUGUUCUUUACUAAUAACCCUUUAUUCAAGCCUAACAUGAUUUGAUGCGAAUAAACAAUCUUUGCAAUAUCUGGUUGUGAUAUUAUUCAUAU